Molecule: messenger RNA, 2562 nt
Organism: Caretta caretta (loggerhead turtle)
Lineage: Eukaryota; Metazoa; Chordata; Testudines; Cheloniidae
Gene: GFER
Product: growth factor, augmenter of liver regeneration
Biological process (GO): liver development
Cellular component (GO): mitochondrion
Molecular function (GO): flavin adenine dinucleotide binding; flavin-dependent sulfhydryl oxidase activity
Source: RefSeq, a predicted model, not a curated record
AGGCCACCCGGCCCAACAUGCAUUGCGGUUCCAAGAUGGCGGCGCCCAGUGAGCGCAGAGGAAACCCGGCUUCUGACCCGGCCGCCGGCCCCGGCUCUUUCUCUUUCCCCCUGCCCGGGCCGCCGGGCGCCGGGGCGGAGGAACAGCCCAGGAAGAAGCCGUGCCGGGCCUGCACAGAUUUCAGGAGCUGGAUCCGGGAGCAACGGAAGCAGACGGCCUCGCAGAGCGGGGAAGCAUAUGUUGAAGAGGAGAAGGAGAAGCCUCCAGAUUGUCCUCUAGACAGAGAAGAACUUGGGAGAAACACAUGGUCUUUCCUUCACACUAUGGCAGCAUAUUACCCAGAUCACCCAAGCAGUUCCCAGCAGCAAGAUAUGACACAGUUCAUUAACUUAUUUUCCAAGUUUUUCCCUUGUGAAGAAUGUGCAGAAGAUCUGAGGGAAAGAUUACGCACAAAUCAGCCUGAUGCCAGCAGCAGGAAUAAUUUAUCCCAGUGGCUGUGCCUGCUUCAUAAUGACGUCAACAGGAAGUUGGGGAAGUCUGAAUUUGACUGCUCCCGAGUGGAUGAACGCUGGCGAGAUGGUUGGAAAGAUGGUUCCUGUGAUUAAUCUAUAGAGACUCUACAGGAAAUCAGACCAAUUCUAAUAUAAUAAUCAUCCCUGAUGUGAACUCAGUACAAGGAGAUGCAGCUAAAUAGUUUGUAUGUUUGGUUGACAUGACUUGUGGAAAUAAAUGUGUCUCCUGCUCUAAAAGGCAACUCAGAGAUCUUAUCCCAACUAAUAUAUGGUCAUGUAGCUGCUGGGACUGGCACCAUACAUGUGCCACAGGAACUGCCGGAACCUUGCAAAACUCUGUCAUUGUGACAAUUCACAGUAAGGAAAAGUCUCUCAAUUUCUAUAGUUCUAGGGGCACCUUGUGACUGCUGUUCCUUUCACUUUUUACAUACUCCUAGGCUCCUCUUCUACAUUUUUGUUUAUCUGCAAACAUUACCUUCAAGUUUUAGGCAGUGCCUUUCUUCCUCUAUGUCACUUCAGCCUGUUCUGCUGGUCUUACAACUGGCAGCACCACUACAAAUCCAUAAAUCUGCUCCAUUCUGUGCCUACCAUGUCAUCCUUGAUCUCUUCUUCCAAAGUCUAUGAGCUGUUGUCUGUUAAUGCUAUUUAACCAUUAAUUCACCUUGCUGAAAGGCCUCAAGGCAGAGAGAUUUUAUUUAAACAUUAAAAAUCAUGGAAUCCAGGUCUCUCAUUCCAGCCAUGAUAAAUAUCCUCAUUUUGUAUGUUCCUUUGUCUAAUCUUCCAAGAGGGCAUUGCAGGAAGAAAAAAGAAAGAAGCACAAAAACCCCAAGUAGAACGAAUGGCACGAAGUCAGUAGCUGAAUUUUAAACACUGUGAUUUGAUUGCUAAUUGUUUGGGUUCAUUGGGAGCAUGAUGUAAGAAUUCCCACGGAACCACCUGCUUUUAAAGUAUAUAUUUAUUUUUAAUCUCUGCUGUGAACUUUUGUUGUUUGUAGAAGUGGUUGCAAUGAUGUGUGUGUGUGUAUGUUAUCUGGUUGUAAUGAAGCCAAUUCAGAUGAGUUUUACAUAUAAGAGUGGUAAAAUACUGCCUGUGUUCUGAAAUCCUUGAUAGAUAAUAACAGACUGGACUGGUCUGUAUGCUCCUAAGGUGAAAUUCUGCCUUGGGCAGGCCCUCUGCUCUAAAGUUCUAUGUCUUGUUAGACAGUCUUAAAUAAUAUCUAGGGCUCUAGGCCCUGGAUUGUGGACUUAAAGUGGUGCAUGGUGUGAAAUUCACCCCUAGUAACUGGUCAAGUUCCAUAAUGUGUAUUGGGCCUCUAGGUCUGCACUACUGCAUCAGUAUAUUCUUGAGUGGGGUGUGUGAGAGAAUAUUUCAGAUGAUAGUUUAAAAUACUUAAGUUGCUUUGCUGGGCUUUGUCUAUGUAGACAAAUAUAAAUUGUUAGAAUUAGUGCAAGAUAGUAUGAAAUCUUUAAUAUCUUUUUUCCCUAAAUUUAUAAGGAUUUCUGGGUACCAAAUGGUCACGUGACAUUCUGUGACAUGUGACAGUAUCUUCUGGGUCUCUUUUCUGCUGAUGCUUUAAAAUUGUUUGAGGGUUUUUGGUGAGCAUCCUAAGUGUGUCGUCUUAUGAGCUACUUCAACAUAAGCAGUGAUUUAUGGAAGUAGAUUGGGGGUGGCAUGGAAAUUGUAAUGGGUGGUGUCUCUGUAAGUGAAGGGCGCUAAUACCUUCUAUUAGCAAACAUCUGAUUCCAAGACUAUGGUACCAAGGGCUCCUUGGAGGACAGUAAACAAUCAAAGCUUUGAGUGCGUUCAGAUGAUUUGACCCUCUAUUACCCUUUCAAGCCAGACCUGUUAAAACAAUACCAUACUGUGUUUUUAUCCAAGUUAGUUGCAUUCAGCAGGCAGUGUAUUUUAUCUCACUGUCUGCAAUAUUGAUCCUAUGUGUAACCUUUCACGCUAAUUAAACUGAAGCUUGAUUUCCUAUCAUUUUUAUGAUUUAACUGAAUUGGGACUUCAGGACAUGAUUCAGGUUAUUAAAAAAAGCUCAUUAAAAGUA